Molecule: messenger RNA, 1596 nt
Organism: Panicum virgatum (switchgrass)
Lineage: Eukaryota; Viridiplantae; Streptophyta; Magnoliopsida; Poales; Poaceae
Product: NAC domain-containing protein 48-like
Exons: 3
Coding region: 122-985 (287 amino acids)
Biological process (GO): regulation of DNA-templated transcription
Molecular function (GO): DNA binding
Source: RefSeq, a predicted model, not a curated record
GAACAAGUUUCAAGCCCUCCUCCCCUCUUCCUACCAUUAGCAGAAGAGAAGAAGACAGAGGCUCUGCGCAGAGCAGCAGCAACAGCUGAGCGCGAUCGAUCGAGAGAGAGAGACAGACACGAUGAGCGGCGGCGGUCAGGACCUGCAUCUGCCGCCGGGGUUCCGGUUCCACCCGACGGACGAGGAGCUGGUGAUGCACUACCUCUGCCGCCGGUGCGCUGGGCUCCCCAUCGCCGUCCCCAUCGUCGCCGAGAUCGACCUCUACAAGUUCGACCCAUGGCAGCUCCCCAGAAUGGCACAGUACGGCGAGAAGGAGUGGUACUUCUUCUCCCCGCGGGACCGCAAGUACCCGAACGGGUCGCGGCCGAACCGCGCCGCCGGGUCCGGGUACUGGAAGGCCACCGGCGCCGACAAGCCCGUGGGCACGCCCAAGCCCCUCGCCAUCAAGAAGGCGCUCGUCUUCUACGCCGGCAAGGCGCCCAAGGGCGAGAAGACCAACUGGAUCAUGCACGAGUACCGCCUCGCCGACGUCGACCGCUCCGCCCGCAAGAAGAACAGCCUCAGGCUGGAUGACUGGGUCCUGUGCCGCAUCUACAAGAAGAAGGGCGGGCUGGAGAAGCCGCCGGUGGGCGCCGGCGACCGCAAGCCGGCGCUCGCCGCGGCGGCGGGCUCCCCGCCGGAGCAGAAGCCGUUCGUGGCGGCGCCGGGCGGGCUGCCCCCCGCGUUCGCGGACCUGGCGGCGUACUACGACCGGCCGUCGGACUCGAUGCCGCGGCUGCACGCGGACUCGAGCUGCUCGGAGCAGGUGCUGUCCCCGGAGCAGCAGUUCGCCUGCGACCGGGAGGUGCAGAGCCAGCCCAAGAUCAGCGAGUGGGAGCGCACCUUCUCCUCCGACCCCGUGAACCCCGCCGGCUCCAUGCUCGACCCCGGCGCCGGCGACCCGCUGCUGCAGGACAUCCUCAUGUACUGGGGCAAGCCGUUCUAGAGGUCACGUACGCGCGCGAACCAAGGGAACGGCAGAGCGUUGCGCAGCCCCAUCCUGGGGUGCGGUUGGUUGGCCUGCCUCUCUCUCGGCGGCGCAACCGCCGCGGCGUGGGCUUGACUCAGGCGAGCCGCCAUAGCUGACUAGUACUAAGAGCUUUAAAAAAUGGAUGGAUUGGACGGAGAUGUCAUCGUCAUCAUCUCAUCAUAAACUAAAACAAGAUGAUGGACUGGGAUUCGAGGCGGCAAUGAGACCCGUGUGGCCCCGCCGGGAGCUAGGGAGAUCGCGAUAUUGCAUUGGUGGUCGAUCCGAUCGUGCGUGGCAUGUGUGUGUGUACUUGUACAUAUACAUACAUGGUUGGUUGAUUCGGUGCAGGGUUUCUGUUCCUUCAUUGGUUAAUUAGUUAUACUAGUACUAGUAUACUGUAUGUAAGGGCUUUGUAGCGCAUUGGUCUGGUCCAGUGGUAGCUCCAGUGUAAGCCAUUAGUCAAUUGAAAGGGUCAUAAGGAAAAGCCCUCCAUAUUACUAUAGUACAUGUUGCCAUGCAUUGGAUCUUUCUCAAAGGACACCCUUAUAAAAAUGGAGAAAAUCGAGUUGCAUUGCACUGUUUUUUUA